AUGGUGUCUCCUGAGUCAUCUCAUUCGAAGCCUCGACAUCGGUCGGUCUGGUGUUUCUCCGAUGGUUUUCUUCACUGCGGUGGUGUUGUUUUAGCUAUAAUGUUAGUUUGCUCAUUUUGGUCGUUUUUCACUCCAACUAUUAACUUCGGCUUCUCCAUUGCCGACCCAUCGUCUAAUCCGGUAGGUUGCAAGGAAAGUGGGUUCGGAGUUAACUUGAAGUCCGACCCAAAAGGCCAGACCUUUUACGACGAUCCAGAGAUGAGUUACUCCAUAGAAAAGCCGGUGAAAGAAUGGGACGAAAAACGCAAAGAGUGGUUAAAGCAUCACCCUUCGUUCGCCGCCGGAGCAAGCGAAAGAAUCAUUCUCGUAACCGGGUCUCAACCAAAGCCAUGCAAGAACCCCAUCGGCGAUCAUUUACUCUUGCGUUUUUUCAAGAACAAGGUCGAUUACUGUAGAAUCCAUGGCUACGACAUCUUUUACAACAACUUGUUAUUGCACCCCAAAAUGAAUUCCUAUUGGGCCAAGUUACCGGUCGUUAAAGCAGCCAUGUUGGCUCACCCGGAAGCCGAGUGGAUCUGGUGGGUUGACUCGGACGCCUUAUUUACGGACAUGGAGUUCAAGUUACCUUUACAAAGAUAUAAAAACCAGAACUUGGUCGUUCACGGUUGGCCAAAGUUGAUUUACAACAGCAAAAGCUGGACCAGUUUAAACGCUGGGAUUUUCUUGAUGAGGAACUGUCAAUGGUCCAUGGAUUUCAUCAACACCUGGUCGAACAUGGGUCCGAUGAGCAAGGAGUACAAAAAGUGGGGUCGGAUUCAACGAUCAACGUUCAAAGAUAAGCUUUUCCCUGAAUCAGAUGAUCAAUCGGCUCUAGUUUAUUUGCUUUACAAAGAAAAAGAGAAAUAUUAUUCUCACAUAUAUUUGGAAAGCCAGUUUUAUUUUGAAGGGUAUUGGGUUGAGAUCAUCGGAAGGUAUGAAAACACAACGGAAAAGUAUUUAGAGAUAGAGAGAGGAAUGCCGAAGCUGAGGAGGAGACAUGCAGAGAAAGUGAGUGAGCAAUACGGUGCGUUUAGGGAAGAGUUCUUGAAGGAGGCUGGGAAUGGGAAAGGGAGUUGGAGGAGACCGUUCAUCACGCAUUUCACUGGAUGCCAGCCUUGUAGUGGGGACCAUAAUCAGAUGUAUGCUGGUGAAUCAUGUUGGAAUGGAAUGGACAAAGCUUUGAACUUUGCUGAUAAUCAGGUUUUGAGAAACUAUGGGUUCAUACACCCGGAUCUACAAGAUUCCUCCACUGUUACCCAAGUUCUUUUUGACUACCCUGCUGAUGAAGGUCCAUGGUAAAAGCAAACAAAGCAAAAGGGUAUGUAUGUUUUUUUAAUUGAAAUAAAGAAGCUUUAGAUACUUAUUUGGUUCCUUCUUUUUAUUAUUCUACAUGUGAAAGGAUUGGUUUUGUGCACUACUUUUAACUUAGG
Molecule: messenger RNA, 1469 nt
Organism: Hibiscus syriacus
Lineage: Eukaryota; Viridiplantae; Streptophyta; Magnoliopsida; Malvales; Malvaceae
Product: glycosyltransferase 6-like
Exons: 1
Coding region: 1-1338 (445 amino acids)
Cellular component (GO): membrane; endosome; trans-Golgi network
Molecular function (GO): galactosyltransferase activity
Source: RefSeq, a predicted model, not a curated record